Molecule: messenger RNA, 2259 nt
Organism: Auxenochlorella protothecoides
Lineage: Eukaryota; Viridiplantae; Chlorophyta; Trebouxiophyceae; Chlorellales; Chlorellaceae
Exons: 6
Coding region: 1-2259 (752 amino acids)
Biological process (GO): COPII-coated vesicle cargo loading; intracellular protein transport; endoplasmic reticulum to Golgi vesicle-mediated transport
Cellular component (GO): COPII vesicle coat; endoplasmic reticulum exit site
Molecular function (GO): SNARE binding; zinc ion binding
Source: RefSeq, a predicted model, not a curated record
AUGUAUCUCACAGAGGCAGAAUUGCACGCUCUGGGCCUACCCCUGGCGCUGUGCAUCACUCCCUUGGGCACCAGCCGGUCCGUGCCCACAGCCCAGCCAGCGCCCCGGCAGGGGAAUGAGGGCGACGGGCAGCCCCGCGCCCCCGGCCGCUGCGGCUGCUGCGGCGCAUACGUCUGCGCCGCGGUGGGCUUCCGCCCCGAGGGCUGGGUCUGCGCCCUGUGCGGGGAGGUGAACGACUUUUCCCGUGGCGACAACUGGCGGUACAUGCCGGGCCCGGACUCCACCAGCCCAGCUCCGCUCCCAGGGCUGGAUGCCUCCCCGGCCGCCACAGACCUGGAGCAAACGGGCGCCGGCGCGGUGGAGGUCGACUGCCGGCCCAUGCUCCUCGCGCUGGUGGACGUGGGCGGCCCGGCGCCCUGCGUCGCCGCAUCGUGCGCGGCGCUGCUGGCGGGGGUGGAGGCCGCCCCAGCCGGCACCCUCUUUGUGCUGAUGACCUACGCGGGGGAGGAGCAGGAGGCGGUGUUCUGCGCUGACAAUUCUGCAGGCCAGGAGGCGCUCAGGCCGGCGCCCCUGCGCCAGCUGGCAGCCGGCGUGCCCCCAGCCCGCUGGCUCCUGGAUCUUGAGCAGGACAAGGAGAUCGUGGUGGCUACCUUGGAGGAGCUGGAGCUGGCGCACUCGGCGCCUGCCUCCCCAGGGCGGCAGGAGGCCCCUGCGCCUGCUGACGUGGCGGGCACGCUGUCCCUGGUCACGUGCGCCCUCGAAGCCCAUGCCCCCACCAUCGCCGCGCUAAGGAGCACAGACCCGGCCGCACUGCUGGACACGCGGCCUGGCGCGCUGGCCUGCAGCCGCCUGCUCUUCUUCGCUGCGCGGGUGCCCACCUCCGGCGCUGGCGCCGUGAUCGGGGUGGUCCAGCCGCCUUUGAUGAUGCCCUUGGAUCGGGGGGACUUGGACGACGACACCUCCACCAGGGCCUCCGCACCCCCACCCCCCGCCCAGUCGCUGCCGGGGUUGGACGCGGGGCACCCCGAACUCACCGCCUGGGGCGACGCAGGGGACGAGGAGACCCCGCCCCCCACCCCCGUGGCGGUGGACCCCGGCGUGCCCCUCGCGCCCGGCCUGCGCGAGGUCUGCCCCGGGGUCGCGCUGGCCUACGCCCCCGCCCACUCCGUACCCUACGCCGCGCUUGGCGCUGAGCUGGCGGCGCAGGGCGUCGUGCUGGACCUCUUCGCCCUGGGGCCGCACUUCCUGGGCCUCUACGCCCUGGCGCCGGCGGCGGAGGUCACCGGGGGGGCGGUAUACCGCUACCCCGACCCGCUGUCCUCGCGCCUGGCGCAGGACGUGUGCAAGCGUAUCGCCUCGCGCUCGGCGUCCGACUGCCUGCUGAGGCUGCGCUGCUCUCCGGGGCUGUGCGUCGCGGCGUCCCUGAACGCAGCCCUGACUCCCGUCGAUAGGGACUCGGACGGGCUGUGGCAGGCAGCGGCCGCCCACCCCGGCACCACCUGGGCAGUGGAACUGGGGUUCCAGGGUGGAAAAAUGCGCCAGCCCGCGGCCUUCCAGACGGCGUUCCAGUACCUGGCGCUGGUGGCGCAGGAGCCUGGCGCAGGCUGCGACGGCAGGCGAGCGGGAGUUUGUGCGUGGUCGUGGCGCCUCCAGCGCCGGCUCCGCAUCUGCACGCUGGUCUGCAGCGACUCGGCUGGGGCCUCACUCGGCCCAGGCCGCCCAUCCCCGCCUCAUGCCCUCCCCGACGUCGACCCCGCGGCCGUCGCGGCGGUGCUGACGCAGCAGGCAAUACGCGCGCUGCCGGGUGUUGGGCGCGAGGCGCUGGAAGCGGCGCUGGCGGACUGGCUGAGGGCCCUGGCUGCCAGCCUCUGGAAGCGCGGCCUGGGGCCCGCCUCCCACGACGGCCCGUCCUGGCUCCAGGCCCUCCUGCAGGGCCUGCACGCCCUGCUGAGGGCCCUGCACGGGCUCCAGCCGCAUGGCGAUGCCGACGCCGUGCGGCGCGCGCUCUGGGCCUCCCUCUGGCCCCCCCAUCUCCUCGCCGCGCUCUACCCCCGCCUCUCCAGCUGGGACAGCCACGAGGCCGAGGCCUUUGAGCGGCACUCCCUCUCUCGGCUGGCAAUGGUUCGUGGCACCGCCGCGCUGGAGCCCUUCCUCCAGGACGACGAGGGGCUGCGCAGCGACGACCCCGGUGUGCCUCUGGCCGCUCUGUGCCACGUGUCGUUCCUGCGGGCGCUGCAGCGGGUUGCUGUGCAUGCCUAG